Molecule: messenger RNA, 2175 nt
Organism: Fonsecaea multimorphosa CBS 102226
Lineage: Eukaryota; Fungi; Ascomycota; Eurotiomycetes; Chaetothyriales; Herpotrichiellaceae
Exons: 1
Coding region: 1-2175 (724 amino acids)
Biological process (GO): protein palmitoylation
Cellular component (GO): Golgi membrane
Molecular function (GO): protein binding; palmitoyltransferase activity
Source: RefSeq, a predicted model, not a curated record
AUGUCCUCUCCGAUCUCCCAGAAACUUUCCCACCCUCCUACUUCCAAAGCCAACGCGGCUUCCCCCAAGGUGACCUCGGAGGAUGUCGAACUGGCUCCUGUCCACAAUGGCCAGGCAGCGUCCAACAUACCUUUGGAAGAGGACAUUAUGCAAUGUGCCCGAAUAGGCGCCCUUGAACACAUCCAGAAAAUGAUCGAGUCUGGCAAAUACGACGCCAAAUACAAAGACGACGAGGGAAUCACUCCUCUGCACUGGGCUGCUAUUAACAACCAAUAUGCUGUGUGCAAGUACCUGGUCGAGCAAGGUGCGGAUGUAAAUGCCAAAGGAGGAGAAUCCAAUGCCACCGCCAUAAUGUGGGCCUCGCAGAGGUGUCACUUUUAUAUCGUCAACCUAUUGCUGCAGAACGGCGCAGAUCCUCUAUUGACCGACGGUCAAGGAUACAAUAUCCUCCACCUAGCAACGAUAGAUGGGAAUGCGCUGCUACUGAUCCUCCUUCUACAACAAAAUAUCCCCGUCGAUAUCCCGGAUCCUCAAGGCCAUACUAGUCUGAUGUGGGCAGGAUACAAGGGUUGGCCAGCCUGCGUGGACCUCCUCCUCAAAUGGGGAGCCAACGUCAAUGCUACAGACGACAAUGGAUAUACACCCUUACAUUGGGCGUUGGUGAAAGGCUCAAAAGCCUGCUUGGACAAAAUCAUCGAGUACGGUGCGGACAGAUUCGCAAAGACCAACGAAGGCAAAACGCCAAUCACCUGCGCUGAGGAGAUGAACACAAAACGAGCGUACCAGCGCUCAUUAUCUGACCAUGGAUACGACAUUUCUGGAAAUAUCAAGACCCUCCCCCUUAAUCUACACACCGUGGUCAGAGAUCGUUCGAAAAUGUCCAAAUUCUUCUUUUUGUACCCCUUUUUGAUCAUCAUGAUCGGCCUGUACAUUAUCAGUCACCUCAGCGUCUACAUCGGAGUUCCGUUAUUUUUGGUUGUCUGCUUGGGAAUGCAGUAUGCUGCACAACGAAUUGCGAUGAUCGGCCCGCUAGAAUUUCGCGCCAUCCAUAAGACACCCUAUCUGGCUGGCAUUUUUGCCGGGACCCUCUUUUGGGUGGGAGUCAGUUAUGUGACCUCGAUACUCCCGAUGACGUUCUGGACAAGUCCAUUCACCACGGUCUGUUUCGCUGUCUUAUACGCCGCUACAGCGUACUUUUACUUCCUCUCAAUGAUUGAAGAUCCUGGGUGGAUACCGAAACUAGCUUCGCGAAACCAGCAACGUGCUAUGAUCGAGGAGUUGUUCUCCUUAUGGAAAUUCGACGAAGACAACUUCUGCGUCCAGUGUAUGAUUCGAAAACCCCUACGAUCGAAACACUGUCGCCGCUGUAACCGAUGCGUCGCAAAACAAGACCACCACUGUCCGUGGAUCGACAAUUGCGUGGGGAACAACAACAUUCGCCACUUUUACAUCUAUAUUCUCAGCAUGGCGAUCGGGAUCGUUCUUUAUGUCCGGCUUGUCCUGUCCUACCUUGCCCUCCUCCCACCACCCUCCGACGACGCCCUCGCUAAAUGCCAUGUCCUCUCUACUUCGUUAUGUACCUUCGUCCUCCGCGACCCCUGGACUGUGGCGCUGACGUUCUGGACCUGCCUCCAGCUCGUGUGGGUGAUCAUGCUAAUCGUGGUCCAAACGAUCCAGAUCUCGAAGAAUCAAACCACAUAUGAAAACAUGAAGCGCCACGAUAAAGUGCACGACCACCAUCGCCCUUUACUCCCAACCCACAACCACCACCACCCCAUCACCCAAGGCGCGUCCGCAGCCGCUACAUCCCUGAACGACACCGCUGCCGCGUCCUCCCGUCUCCAGCCGGCUCCACGCCGACCCGACGGCUGUUUCACACGGUGGACCAAGAUCCUCGGCCUCGACGCAUUCAUGGUGACCGCGAGCGACGCAUCGCACGGCCACCUGCAAUCUCGCAACUCCAACCCCUUCAGUCGUGGCAUUGUAGGCAAUUGCCAGGACUUUUGGUGUGAUCCGGCUCCCGUGUUCGGGAGGAGGAAGAACGGAGUGGGCUAUUUGGGCGGAGAAGUGGUCGAUUAUGCUCAUAUGUACGAGGUGCCGUUGAAGCUGAGGACGACGACUGGUCGGGGCAUGCGGUAUGAAAGUGUUGCUGGGGAGGAUGUAGACGAGGUAUGA